Molecule: messenger RNA, 966 nt
Organism: Pseudomyrmex gracilis
Lineage: Eukaryota; Metazoa; Arthropoda; Insecta; Hymenoptera; Formicidae
Product: golgin subfamily A member 6-like protein 22
Exons: 2
Coding region: 1-966 (321 amino acids)
Source: RefSeq, a predicted model, not a curated record
AUGGCGGCAAAAGGUACGGAGGCAGGAAAGGUAGGAAGACCGACAAGGCUGAGGAAGGAGAAAGAAGAGAAACAAAGGCAAUUAGAGUUUCCGAUGGGAGGAAAUGAGAUAAGCAAGACGGAAAAGAAAAAGGUGACUAUUACGGGGAUGGAGACAAGAAGAAGACGAGGGGUGGAGGCUGAAACAGAAGGUACAGAGAAGAGAAGGUCAGAAUCAGAAUUUGAGUUAGAAAAGAAGAGAUCCAAAGAAUUCAUGGAAGAAUGGAAAAAGAAAGAGCAAGUAUGGGAAAUCAGGAUAAGGAUCUUGGAAGAAAGGAUGGAAGAAAUAGGUAAAAUAGUCAAAGAAAUGAAAGAAAGAGAUGAAGAGAGAGAGGAAUAUUGGCUGUCGGAGAGAGAGGAAAUGAGCGGGAAAAGUGUAGCAAGUGCAGCGAGUGCAGUAAGUAGAAGUAUGAACAGCCACGUAAGCUCUGCGUCAGAUAAAAGCAUAGAUAGGUUAAGUGUAAGAGAGAUAUACAAAAUAAAAAGUCUCAUUUCCGACAAAGAAAAAGAGGAUAGAAAGAAGAACGUAGUCGUGAAAGGGAUAGUAGAGGAAAGAGAAUUAAAAAUGAUAAGGGAGGACCCGAAGAGGUGGGCGAAAUUCUUCUUCAAGAGUAAGUUAAGGUUGGAUUGCAAUGUCGAGCAAGGUAGAGUAAGCAACAAGGUCAUAGUAAUCAAACUAAGCAGCGAAGAAGAAAAGAGGGCGCACGACUUGACUUGGGAAGAGAGAAAAAUUCAGGAGGAAAUCUAUAAGUGGGUAAAAGAGAAGAGAGAAAAAGGAGAGGAGGUGAAAAUAGGGACAGGAAAGGUAAAGAUCCAAGGAAAGUGGAGACAAUGGAGGGACAUACAAAGAGAAAUGGGGACAGAUAAACGGAGAGAGGAAGAAGUGAAGGAGAUGGAGGAUAAGGAGGAUGCAGAGGAAGAGAACUAG